GUAGAGUGGGAUAUGAGCGAAAAGCAGAACAAUCCAGAAGAUUUUGCCUUGAAACUUUGUGCGGAAUUGGGGUUAGGCGGGGAAUUUGUCACGGCAAUUGCCUAUUCCAUUCGUGGACAGCUCUCUUGGCAUCAGAGAACUUAUGCUUUUAGUGAAGCUCCACUUCCCACUGUGGAGGUACCUUUCAGGACACCCAGUGAAUCGGAUCAGUGGGCCCCUUUCCUGGAAACCCUUACUGACGCCGAAAUGGAAAAGAAGAUUAGGGAUCAAGAUAGAAAUACCCGCCGAAUUAGGAGGCUGGCGAAUACAACACCCGGAUGGUAGAAUAAUAUUGCGUAAAGCACAUAUUGUACUCGUUCGAACAUCUAUGUUGAUUCUGCUUCAAGUGUUUACAUUUAGUUUGUCGCAACUAACAAAAUUAUUUAUACAAGUAAAUUCUAUAGGUAUAUUCCCUAAAUCAUAUAUAAUUGAUUUGCAAAAAAAUUGAGGAUUAUCAAUUUUAAUAAUAUUUGUAAAAAAUAUAAAUGAUGAACACUCAUUUUUAUUCUUCAA
Molecule: messenger RNA, 552 nt
Organism: Anoplophora glabripennis (Asian longhorned beetle)
Lineage: Eukaryota; Metazoa; Arthropoda; Insecta; Coleoptera; Cerambycidae
Product: SWI/SNF-related matrix-associated actin-dependent regulator of chromatin subfamily B member 1-A-like
Exons: 1
Biological process (GO): chromatin remodeling; regulation of transcription by RNA polymerase II
Cellular component (GO): nucleus; nuclear chromosome
Molecular function (GO): transcription coregulator activity
Source: RefSeq, a predicted model, not a curated record